CCCACAGCCGAGAGCCAAGAAGAUUACCCGUGCGAGGAAGGUGAGAGAGAGAAGGCAGGAGAGGGAAAAGAAGACGCUACUUCUGACUAGUAGAAGUAGGGGACUUUGCGUCUGAAACAUUAGGGAAAAAGAAUACCGCACUGGCUGCUGGAUCAUAGACUAACAUGUCAGCAUAUGAAUGAAACCAGAACUAUGAAAGCGCGUGGGCAUUUGAGCUUUACCUUUCAUAGAGAGACCAAUAGGUGACUGACUGAUUGUAUAGGAUUACAAUAGUCGCACCCAGACUAUUAUAGUUUUUAGGCAGAAAAGGGGGACCGUCCGAAAAUCAUGGAGUAUAGAGUAGAAAUAAAAAUUAGCUAGCGUUAAAAGAUUAAAGAAGACUGCAAAAAAGAAAUUGCCCGGAGCAUCUGGAACCUGUUAAAUAAUGGAUUUUAGCUCUAUUCGCAAGUUGAUCACCAGAUGGUGUGUUGGAGAGGAGAACUGGGUGGACACCAGGACGGUGUACAUCGGAAACAAGGAGCCCCCACCGGGAGCGGAGGCCUACAUUCCCCAGAGAUACCCCGACAACCGCAUCAUCUCCUCCAAGUACACCUUCUGGAAUUUUGUUCCGAAGAAUUUGUUUGAGCAGUUUAGAAGAAUUGCCAAUUUCUACUUCCUCAUCAUAUUUCUUGUCCAGUUGAUAAUUGACACUCCCACCAGUCCCAUCACCAGCGGACUACCUCUCUUCUUUGUCAUCACUGUCACGGCCAUCAAACAGGGCUAUGAGGACUGGCUCAGGCACAAAGCAGACAAUGCUAUUAACCAGUGUCCUGUGCACGAGGUGCAGCAUGGGAAGGUGAUCAGGAAACAGAGUCGUAAGCUGAGGGUGGGUGAUGUGGUGCUGAUCAAGGAAGAUGAGACGUUCCCCUGUGACCUCAUCCUUCUCUCCACCAGUAGGGAGGACGGGACCUGUUUUGUCACUACAGCCAGUCUGGACGGGGAGUCCAGUCACAAGACCUACUAUGCUGUGCAGGACACUAAGGCCUUCAUCACAGAGGAAGAUUUCGAUACUCUACAGGCUUCUAUUGAAUGUGAACAACCACAACCAGACCUCUACAAAUUCGUGGGCCGAAUCAAUAUUUAUUCGGACAGAAACGAGCCCAUCGCGAGGCCUUUAGGAUCUGAGAACCUACUUCUCAGAGGGGCGACACUGAAAAACACACAGCACAUAUAUGCUGUUGCCAUCUACACUGGUAUGGAGACCAAGAUGGCGCUCAACUACCAGUCCAAGUCCCAGAAACGCUCUGCAGUGGAGAAGUCAAUGAAUGCGUAUCUGAUAGUGUACCUGUGCAUCCUGAUCAGCAAGGCUCUGAUCAACACAGUGCUGAAGUAUGUGUGGCAGGCUGUCCCAGACAAAGACGAGCCCUUCUACAACCAGAAGACUGACACAGAGAGGCAACGCCAUAUAUUGAUCCGGGCGUUCACAGACUUCCUGGCCUUCAUGGUGUUGUUUAAUUACAUCAUCCCCGUGUCCAUGUACGUUACCGUGGAGAUGCAGAAGUUCCUGGGGUCCUACUUCAUCAUGUGGGAUGAUGAGAUGUUUGACGAGGAACUGGGAGAGAGGGCUCAGGUUAACACAUCUGACCUCAAUGAAGAACUGGGACAGGUGGAGUAUGUGUUUACAGACAAGACAGGCACCCUGACAGAGAACAACAUGGAGUUUAUAGAGUGCUGUGUGGACGGCUAUGUUUACGUCCCUGAUGCCAUCUGUAAUGGACAGGUCAUGCCAGGGUCAACCAGCAUGGACAUGAUCGACUCCUCACCUGGACCAGGGGGCAAGGAGUCUGAGGAGUUGUUCUUCCGGGCGUUGUGUCUGUGCCACACGGUACAGGUGAAGGAGGAGGAGACAGUGGAUGGCAUCAAGAUGGGUAUCCACCAGAACAAGGCCACCUCCUUCUACAUAUCAUCCUCUCCUGACGAGGUGGCACUGGUGGAGGGCAUGAAGAGGCUUGGCUUCACCUAUCUGCGGCUGAAGGACAGUCACAUGGAGAUUCUUAAUAGGGAGGAUGAGGUCGAGAGGUUUGAGCUGCUGGAGGUAUUGACCUUUGAUUCUGUGAGAAGGAGAAUGAGUGUUAUCGUCAGGUCCACCACAGGGGAGUACUACCUGUUCUGUAAAGGGGCCGACUCCUCCAUCUUCCCCAGGGUGAUCUCUGGCAAGGUGGAGCAGGUCAAAGCCAGAGUGGAGCACAACGCUGUGGAGGGCCUACGGACACUGUGCGUGGCGUACAGGAAGUUGAGCGUGGCUCAGUAUGAGGAGACGUGUCACCUGCUGAACAGCGCCAAGCUGGCCCUGCAGGACCGAGACAGGAAGCUGGCCGAGGCCUAUGACCUCAUUGAGAAGGACUUCGUACUGCUGGGGGCCACCGCCGUGGAGGACAGGCUCCAGGACAAGGCAGCAGACACCAUCGAGUCUCUCCAGAAGGCUGGGAUGAAGGUGUGGGUGCUGACCGGAGACAAGAUGGAGACGGCGGCGGCUACUUGUUACGCUAGCAAGCUGUUCCGCCGCUCCACACAGAUACUGGAGCUGACCACCAAACGCACCGAGGAACAGAGUCUACAUGAAGUUCUGUUUGACCUGAGUAAAACUGUACUCAGGCAGCAUGGUAGCAUGACCAGAGACACCUUCUCAGGUCUGUCUGCUGACUGUGUGGACUACGGUCUGAUCAUCGACGGGGCCACGCUGUCUGCGGUGCUGAAGCCCAGUCAGGAGGACUCCAGUCAGGGGAACUACAAGGAGAUCUUCCUGGAGAUCUGUAGGAACUGCAGCGCUGUGCUCUGCUGCCGCAUGGCUCCCCUCCAGAAAGCACAGAUUGUGAAGCUGAUCAAAUCGUCUCCAGAACACCCCAUCACGCUAGCCAUUGGAGACGGGGCUAAUGAUGUUAGCAUGAUCCUGGAGGCUCACGUGGGGAUCGGCAUCAUGGGUAAAGAGGGUCGCCAGGCAGCGCGGAACAGCGACUACGCCAUCCCGAAGUUCAAACACCUGAAGAAGAUGCUGCUGGUUCACGGACACUACUACUACAUCCGCAUCUCAGAGCUUGUCCAGUACUUCUUCUACAAAAAUGUCGCCUUCAUCUUCCCUCAGUUCCUCUACCAGUUCUUCUGUGGCUUCUCCCAACAGCCGCUGUAUGACACAGCCUAUCUGACACUGUACAAUAUCAGCUUUACCUCUCUACCCAUCCUGCUCUUCAGCCUCAUCGAGCAGCACAUCAACAUGGACAUCCUCAAGAAAGACCCCUCCCUCUACAGGGACAUAGCUAAGAACUCUCUCCUGCGUUGGCCCAUUUUCAUCUACUGGACCUUCCUGGGGGUGUUCGACGCCAUCGUCUUCUUCUUUGGUUCUUACUUCCUGUUCAACAACAGCACCUUCACCAGCAACGGACAGCUAAUGACAACCAACACACAGAUGAUGUUUGGUAACUGGACGUUUGGGACUCUGGUCUUCACUGUGCUGGUGUUCACAGUCACCUUAAAGCUCGCCCUGGACACACACUACUGGACGUGGAUCAACCACUUUGUCAUCUGGGGCUCGCUGCUUUUCUUCGUCAUCUUCUCUCUGCUAUGGGGAGGCAUCAUUUGGCCCUUCCUGAACUACCAGAGGAUGUACUAUGUGUUUAUUCAGAUGUUGUCCAGCGGUCCGGCCUGGCUCAGCAUCAUCCUGCUCAUCGUCAUCAGUUUGCUGCCUGACGUGGUCAAGAAGGUCGUCUGCAGGGCCCUGUGGCCCACCACCACAGAACGCAUCCAGAAUGCAGACAAGCUGUAUAACGGCCAGCUAUCGGAGUUCACCCCGCUGGCAUCUCUCCACGCGCCCACGCGCAGGAGGGCCGACCACCAGUACCCCAUUCCCAGAAGGUCUGAACCCUUCACCAAAAAACUCAUGUUCACCCACUGGAGGGGCGGGCCCGACUACUGCACUUUCACCCCACUCCUCCGAUUCGCCGGCAACUCCCGUCACUCUGGGGCUGGCUAUGCCCACAAUGGGGCAGGGCCUGAGACCUCGGUGUAGUCUAGAGUGGAGUUUAGUCUGAUUUAGACUGGAAGUCUAGACCAAGAUUUCAGUGUUGAGCAAUUGACCACUGGAACAAUCUGUCCUCUAGACAAUAGAUACCUAAUCUAGACGCGUACAGUUACCAAUGUCAUUGUGAAAAAGCAAACAAACACCAAAUACACACAGAAGGACGAUCCACAUGAUCCACAGUCCUACGGCUGUGUUGUGUUAGCACAAGGAGCUGAGUGAACUGAACAGACUUGGCUCCAGGCAAGCAGUGCCUGUGGAUUGGUGGAAAGGGCCUUGGCUCCACCCAUUAAUGUCUACUGUGGGUCCGAACCCUCAGACCCACCCUGCAGUGUGUGUGUGUGUGUGUGUGUGUGUGUGUGUCACUCCCCCCUAUCUGUCUGUCAACUGUCUGUCAGUGAUGAUGUCAUUUAAAGUGUUUGUCAUGAAGGAUGUCACUCCCCCGUAUCUCCCUGCCGACUGUCAACUGUCUGUCAGUGAUGAUGUCAUUUGAAGUGUCAUAAAGCAGGGAUGCCCAGUAUGAAUGGAAGAUGUUCAGAGGUAUUGCAUGUGCUUUAACUGACCACACUUUCCUGUUUUUCUUUUGUCUUGUCUUUUCCUCUCUUCCUCUCUCUUUCUGUCCUGCUUUCUAUAGAACAAACUGGUGUUGCCUCUGUGCAUAUGUCUUAUCCAGGAACACGCCAUAAGACACUAGUCUUUUCCAGUUCAGUUGUAAGUGGCUGGGCCGUGAUAGUGGUUUAUCUCUGCUGGACUAGAGACAGUUCUGUGUGUGUAGUAUCCCGUGUCAUAGACUGUCCUUGUGUCUACUGUGGAGUGAUGUGAUUAUACCUCCAUUCCCCCUUGUAACCGUCCCAUUUCCUGACAUGGAAGCUGAGGCAUCCUGCCUCACGUAGUGCUAAGGACCCACAGUGGGAAACCAGUAUGCAUGGGAAUCCUUUUCCGCCUUAACAUCUACACAGUGUUUCCUUUGAAAUACACAGUAGUCUGGAACCAAAGGCUCAGAAAAUACUUUUUCAAUGGCUUGCCUUGCUGGUUAUUGCCUUACACUGAGACUGGGUGGGACAGAGGAAGAGAAAUUCUGCCUUACACCACACCAGGAUUGGUGGACAGUAUUAGAUAGGAGAGAGAACCUGGUUUGUUUCUGGGCUUUAACGUUGUCCAUGUAGAUAUCUAACAUCUCUCACAAUCAGAUCUGAAGCCUUUAAAGAGCAGUGGAUCUCUGUUACAGAAAUACAACAUGUAGAAUGUAGACAUUAUGCUCAGCUGCUUUGCUCUGUCCCUUGGCAUAAAUAAUAUAGAACAUACCCAUAGAAGUCUCACAUGAUGCGUGAGAGUCUCAUGAAGGUGUUAUAAGUGUGUUAGAAUUCUAUCACAAGAGUCUGUCAGGGGUCUUAACAUCUCAUCUGUCAAUGUGUGCUCUCUCCCUCCCUCAGAUCCUCUCUGAUGCUUUUAUGUUUAAUUUUCUUUCUUCAUGUGUUUUUUUUACCUCUACCAUUUCUCCACUUGUUCCUUUUGAAGUGAUGCUCGUGUGGAUCUGUCCUCUCGAGCCUCACUACAUCUCCUCCUCCUCCUCACUGCCGCCUCCUCUCAUCCUCCACUCCUCUCAUCCAUUCACUCCUUCAUCCGUUCAUGCAUCCCUCCACCCGUCUCCUAAGAACACAGUCUGUGUGGUGGGUGUGAGGAGAGAGAGAACGAGAAAGGGAGAUGGAGGGGGGACUGUACCAAAACCAAGGUUUUUCUAGACACAUUUACAUUUCUUGUGGUCCUGUGGUGCAUUGUGGGAUCUGUUCAAACCAAGAGGAACAAAAGUAUAUGGAUGUCCCAUAUAUAGAAAGGGAUGUUGUAAUACACAGUAUGUGUGUGUGUGUGUGUGUGUGUGCAGAUAUCUGUUUCAUUGAAAGCAGCAAUGAUAUUUAAGAUGGUCGUCUGUUAUUAGGUGGUAUUAAGAAUCUUCACUGAAAUGUAAAGACACUAAACAUUAUACCACAGUCAGAACUAUAACACUGGGCACUACCCCACAGUCAGAACUAUAACACUGGACAUUACCCCCACAGUCAGAACUAUAACACUGGACAUUACACCACAGUCAGAACUAUAAUACUGGACAUUACCCCCACAGUCAGAAC
Molecule: messenger RNA, 6177 nt
Organism: Oncorhynchus tshawytscha (Chinook salmon)
Lineage: Eukaryota; Metazoa; Chordata; Actinopteri; Salmoniformes; Salmonidae
Product: phospholipid-transporting ATPase IH-like
Exons: 29
Coding region: 425-4042 (1205 amino acids)
Biological process (GO): phospholipid translocation
Cellular component (GO): trans-Golgi network; plasma membrane; endoplasmic reticulum
Molecular function (GO): ATPase-coupled intramembrane lipid carrier activity; magnesium ion binding; ATP hydrolysis activity
Source: RefSeq, a predicted model, not a curated record